AUGCCUCAUGAAAAGGGCAACUGGCGCCAUUGGUUUGCAGCAGGUGGUAAGCUGCACUGGCUUGAAAGCGCUCUAGUAUCCGCACAAAUUUUCGGCGUUCUCUUCGCACCACCGGCCUUGCAGAGUCUUUUCUGGACGAAUGCCGUCGUCCAGCUGGGGAUCUUUCUGCCUGUGGUGCAACUCCCAAUACUUCUAACCGGGAAAAUGCUUUAUGUUGACAUUGGCUGGCCUUCUGGACUUGUUGCAAUUGGAGCAACAUCGCUUCUACUGGGUGCUGGGUUGUGGGUUCGUAAAUGCUUGAUAGCAACAUGUUUCCUGCUACAUGGGGGUCGCAUGGCCUUGGGCGUGCUGGUGAUGUGGGGCCAGUCAUCCAACUUUACCUAUCGUUUUCAAGAAGAUCUUCCGAGGUACCAGUAUGCAAAGCAUAAAUGGGUCAGCAUUGAGGGCAUGCCGGAACACACGUGGUGGCUGAAGAUGCAAUUGGACUCUUUUGGCCAGGGAAUCUGCAACAUCAUCAUUCUUUGUGUGCCUGCCUUCUUGGCAGCCAGCAAUCCAGAUGCCUACAUCUCUUGGGUUGAGUGGCUAGGCUUCGCCAUGUGGGCUGCGGCCUGGGUUUUUGAGAGCUUUGCGGACUACCAGAAGAUGCUUUUCCUGGAGGAGUGCAAACAGCUUCAGAAGAGCGACGCCACGUUGGGCCUUGCACCAUUUGACAAGUACUUCUUGUGGUCUUGGUGCCGGCAUCCGAACUACUUCGGCGAGUGGUGCGCCUGGGUCGGUUUGGCAAUUGCUGCCCUCCCAUCUCUCCUUAACGAGAAUGUCGUUCCACAACAACACGCCUUCAUUUUCCGCGUCUAUAUGGUGGGUUUGAUCAUGCUCCCCCGAGUGCUGUAUGAUUGCUUAGUGCAUUGGACUGGUGCUGGGCCGGCGGAGCAUUUCAGUGCCAAGAAGCGGGCAAGCUACCGAGAAUAUCAAGAGAAGGUACGUUGCUUUUUCCCGUUGUCGUUACCAGGCAUAGAUAACCACAUGCAGGCAGGAUGGCCGACGUUUGAGCCGGCAAGUUAG
Molecule: messenger RNA, 1062 nt
Organism: Symbiodinium sp. CCMP2592
Lineage: Eukaryota; Dinophyceae; Suessiales; Symbiodiniaceae
Source: the annotation of a GenBank genome assembly